This is a messenger RNA of Centruroides sculpturatus (bark scorpion), 1814 nucleotides long. Its product is annotated as homeobox protein six1-like. The record is from RefSeq and is a predicted model, not a curated record. NCBI's taxonomy places the organism in Eukaryota, Metazoa, Arthropoda, Arachnida, Scorpiones, Buthidae. The transcript is spliced from 2 exons. Gene Ontology annotation, molecular function: DNA-binding transcription factor activity, RNA polymerase II-specific; RNA polymerase II cis-regulatory region sequence-specific DNA binding. Gene Ontology annotation, cellular component: transcription regulator complex; nucleus. Bases 33 to 995 code for a protein of 320 amino acids. Gene Ontology annotation, biological process: regulation of transcription by RNA polymerase II.
CUCGAUCGCACGUGCGAGCCGACAGUCCCCAAAUGAUCGUAGGACAUAUGACCGAUACAUCGGCCCAGUUGCCAUCCGUGACAGGUAUCAUACCGCCGACCAGUUGCCCAAAUGUUAACCCCACUUCUCCAACACCGAUGCUACCCUCGUUCGGUUUUACACAGGAACAAGUGGCCUGCGUAUGUGAGGUGUUACAACAAUCUGGCAACAUCGAAAGACUUGGUAGGUUCCUGUGGUCCCUGCCGGCCUGCGAGCACUUACAGAAGAACGAGAGCGUCCUGAAGGCCAAAGCUCUAGUUGCCUUCCACAGGGGUAACUUUAAGGAACUUUAUCGCAUCCUGGAGAGUCACAACUUCACCCCCGCUUCACACCCGAAAUUGCAGACGUUAUGGCUGAAGGCUCACUACAUAGAGGCCGAGAGGUUACGUGGAAGGCCUUUGGGUGCCGUCGGUAAAUAUCGUAUAAGGAGAAAGUUCCCUUUGCCUAGGACUAUAUGGGACGGUGAAGAAACUAGUUACUGUUUUAAGGAGAAGUCCAGGAAUGUUUUAAGGGAGUGGUACGCUCACAAUCCUUAUCCUUCGCCUCGUGAAAAGAGGGAACUCGCUGAAGCCACCGGCUUAACCACUACACAAGUCAGUAACUGGUUCAAAAACAGACGUCAGAGGGAUCGGGCGGCGGAGGCCAAAGACAGAGAAACAACCAACGAUAAAAGCAAAUCCACGACCAAAGAUCCCGUAAGCCCCGAUAAAGAAGAAAGAAAACAUAAUAUAGAAGAAGACCAAACACCGGCUGUUCCAGGAUGUGAAAGAACAAUAUACACGGCCGAUCUAAAGUUAGGACCUACAGUGACAUCACAAUCGGCAGUAACGGCAGCGACGGUAGCUGCUCUUUCGGCAAAUUUUCGAUUGAAUCACGUGUCUGACAUAACACCGGUUGUACCAGGACACCUCGGUGACGUUGGACUAACACUAAGUACCGACUACCACAGUUUAUGACAGUCGGAUGGGGUUACUGCUGGUACUUUCUACCUAUCAGCUUCACAGCAGUCAGACCCCUGGACUACGUCACAUUCGUUGUUACGCAGCGAAAAUUUUCUACCUAAUUGUUAUUUAUAAAAAUAUAUAUAUAUAUAUAUACAAUAAUUCCAAUUGUACAGUAAAAGCCCACACACAAAAUGUAAAUAUAGAAAUUUACAGAAUUAUUUGGGAGUUUCAACUAGUCGAAUACACGUGUUUUAAUGAGCUUCUGUUUCGACUAAACAAUGUAUUUUAUUUUCAAAUUUUUCAUUUAAAAUUCUCUUUAAAAAAAUUCUCUCUAUCUAUCUCUUAAAAAUUCUAUAAAAAUACCCUAAUUUUAAACCUUAUAAAGGUCAGAUAUAGGUGAUAAGUGUAUAGACUUAGUAAAUGUUUUAGUACUAUCUUUCAAUCUAUCUACCUAUCUAAAUCUCUCACUAAUAAACUAGUUUUUAAUUAGGUAUGUCUACAUAUAAAUAGUAUAUAAAACCUUCCCUUAAGGGGGGUUGCAGAAGACAUUAUAACAGAAAUAUUUAAUAAUUUUUUGGGCCUAUUUCUGCCCUAUUACAAUGAGGCCUUGUAUCCAAAAAAAAAAAAAAUAAUAAGGCAGUGUUCUAAAGCUCUCCUAAAGCUGUAACUUGCUCAGUGUCUUUGCUGUUUAAUUCUUCAUAAACUAGAUUAAAUACUGUAAAUGUAAAUUGUGAUCAAUGUUGCACAUAAUACUGUAAAUAAAAUAAUUUACACUUAACUUUAAACAUCUAUUUUCUGUGUGUCCUCUUGUUAUUUUGCUCCUGUUUAAUU